AUGGUACGAUUCAUUUCUAUUCAUUCUUGGCUAACUUCAGGCAGCAUGAUUUCCUUGAUUGCGUUGUUGAUGAUUCUUCCAUUGAUGAGCAACUCACUGAAAUGUUAUGAAGGCAUACAUGGCAGAGAACUGGAAAUAGUGGAAAAGGAAGGAAUCAAGAAAUUCAUGUGUCAGUUUGACAUAAUGAACCCGUGCAUAGUUGAUGCGUACUUUCAGUACGGUAUCCACGAAUAUAAUAGCAAAUACCGAUCGCAAUGUAUAGUACAUCCAAGGAUCUCUUGUUUUUGCACGAAAGACCUAUGCAACAGAAAUUACGCAUUGUUGUUGGAAAAGUGGCUUUCUACCCAUGUAGAGAAUGGAACGCUGCACGAAUGUGUGAAGAAGCAAUUAUCAGAAAUGAUCUUCGAUGAGGCUAGAGCUGCUGAUGGCGUCGCAAAUGACCAGAGAAUCAAUGGCAUCGGAUACAAAAUGCACAAAAGAGUGCGCAGAGAUGAUGAAGAGAAUCAAGUGCCUGAAGAAGAUCAAACUCAAGAUCCCAACUUGGGAGUUGGUUCGGAUGGAACAAAUGCCAGCGACAGUAGUUCUCUCAAUCCAGGAAGCGGCCAGCCGAGCACUACUGUCGAUUACGAGGGCGAAUUUGGUUUGAAGACAAAACCUUCAGAAAGCUCGGCAGGAGGCUCGACAGAGAGUUCGACAAUACAACCGACUACAACAGGCUCAGAAGGAAAGACACCGACGACGUUGGCAGAAGUAAUUGAACAAGUCGCGGGAUCAGGAGAAUCAUUUUCAACAAGCAAGCAGAGUCCUGGAAAUACACCGGCACAGGAGUCUGCAACGGAGUCUACAUUGAAGUCUACACCGGAGUCUAAAGAAGCGCAAACAACGCAAACGAAGACAGGGUCAACACAGGUCGAUGAAAGUGUACCAGUGGAAUCGCAUUCAACUACGGAGAUUCCUUCAAGUAUAGUUGAUAGUUCAGAAAAAAUAACGAACGCGGGGAGCGGUGAAUCAACAUCCUCAGAGCCACCAACUAAGCAUAGCCAAUCAGAAGCGUCUGAGACAACUCCAUCUGGUAGCCAAACAGGAAGUGGAUCAGAUGAAGCACACGGAGCCCUUUCUGACAAACAAGAUCGGUCUACGGACUCUGAUAAUUACGAUUGGCGUCUCUUCACCAUUCUAGCUAUUAUCGCUGCAGUGCUGAUCUUUGCGGUCAUUCCUGUUUUACUCCUGAUGAUUGUAGCAAAAUCUGCGAAUGCAAAGAAACGCAGUAUGGGCGGAGAUGAUGCUCCGAGUCAGCCAUCCUUAACUUCAUGUAAAAUGAAUUCUAUUAUCUUCAUGCUGACAACGCUCAGUACUUUUGCCAACCAAGUCUCACCAGCAACAGGGUUGCUCAAAUGUUACAAAGGACUCUUUGGGUACAAACUCGAAAUUGUGGAGGUAGAUUCAAAGAAAUAUAUGUGUAGUUAUGAACCAAGAGAUAUCUGUAGAACAUACAAAGAAUCGAGGUACGAUACAACAACUUAUGACACUUCAUUCGCAAACCAAUGUCGAGUAAUUGAAGGAUCACCUUACUGUUACUGCACAACGAAUUUAUGCAAUGGAAAUUAUAAGCUGCUGAAGAGUUUAUGGCAAAAAAGCGAUAUCAAGAGCAAGAGAGUUCGCAGAUGUGUGCACACAUAUUUAAUCAUGAUGAUAAAUGCUUUUCACAAUGCCACUCAUUACCAAGCAAAUAUUGAGCAAAUGACGACUAUCGCAUUCGAAGCUGACGAUUAUGAAGAAGAAUCUACGCUACUAUGGGAUGAUGCAUCUGCGGAAAGUCUUGAGGUGACUUCGUCUACAUCUUCGGAAAACUUGGUAAAGGUCGAGAACAAAAAUGCAGGUGACGUGGAGUUGGCGAAGGCUUCGAAGUUUGAGUAUGACGACGAGUUGACUAGAUAUAAUUGGAGCUUCUUCAUAUUUUUGGCUCUCUUCGCUGGCGUACUUAUUCUCAUAAUAAUCCCGACAUUACUUAUUCUGAUUAUGGUAAAGUAUAAAUGCGCAAACAAGAAAUCCAUGGAUGAUGGGUCCGAUGAUGAUUUGUAGUAAACAUUAGAAAUUUUAGAUAGUUUUACAAGAGUGAAAGAGC
Cylicocyclus nassatus is the source of this 2125-nucleotide messenger RNA. NCBI's taxonomy places the organism in Eukaryota, Metazoa, Nematoda, Chromadorea, Rhabditida, Strongylidae. The record is from the annotation of a GenBank genome assembly.